This is a messenger RNA of Empidonax traillii (willow flycatcher), 548 nucleotides long. RefSeq names its product DNA polymerase eta (gene POLH). NCBI's taxonomy places the organism in Eukaryota, Metazoa, Chordata, Aves, Passeriformes, Tyrannidae. The record is from RefSeq and is a predicted model, not a curated record. Gene Ontology annotation, cellular component: site of double-strand break; nucleus; replication fork. The annotation marks the transcript as partial. The transcript is spliced from 3 exons. Gene Ontology annotation, molecular function: DNA-directed DNA polymerase activity. Gene Ontology annotation, biological process: error-prone translesion synthesis; response to radiation.
GCGGUGUCGGGAUGUCGCGGGGCCGGGAGCGUGUGGUGGCCCUGGUGGACAUGGACUGCUUCUUCAUGCAGGUCGAGCAGCGCCUCGACCCGCAGCUGCGCGGCCGCCCCUGCGCCGUGGUGCAGUACACCGAGUGGCAGGGCGGCGGGAUCAUCGCCGUGAGCUACGAGGCGCGCGCCUUCGGCGUGUCCCGCGGGAUGUGGGCGUCGGAGGCGCGGGCGCUGUGCCCGGAGCUGGCGCUGGCGCGGGUGCCGCAGGCGCGGGGAAAGGCGGACCUCACCCGGUACCGGGAUGCGAGCGUGGAGGUGAUGCAGGUGCUGUCGCGGUUCGCCGCCAUCGAGCGCGCCAGCAUCGACGAGGCGUACCUGGACCUGACCGGCAGCGUCCGGGACCGGCUGCGCGCCCUGCGCGGCGGGGCCGUGUCCGCAGCGCUGCUGCCCAGCACCUUCGUGCAGGGGCUGCCGGCAGACCCCGGCCCCGAAUCCGGCGGGAAGGGUACGCACCCGGACCCGCUUUGCUUUGAGGCUGCGCAGCGAGAAAGGAGCACA